Messenger RNA from Aspergillus heteromorphus CBS 117.55, 990 nucleotides. RefSeq lists its product as uncharacterized. The transcript has a single exon. Bases 157 to 810 code for a protein of 217 amino acids. Lineage: Eukaryota; Fungi; Ascomycota; Eurotiomycetes; Eurotiales; Aspergillaceae. The record is from RefSeq and is a predicted model, not a curated record.
CUUGUUGGUGCCUUCCCUGUCUGACUCUGUAUAGUCCUACCUACCAUAUCGUAACCCCCCAUAUACUUAGACUCUGAUCGCCAUCACUAUCUCUACAGCUCUACAGUUUACAAGUUCAAAACACCCCCCCCCCCUUUCGCUAGAUCGCAUCUAGCCAUGCUUCGAUACAAGCCUACGCGGGUCUCGCUGGGAGAGGAGGAUCUCCGGUACCAUCUGGAAAGGCUGUUGUCGCGCCAUUCGCACAUGGCCGAGUGGCAUCAACAGGACCUCGACCAGACCGGCUACAGCGACGACGAAGCGGCCUUUCUGGAUUCCGACCCCUUCUCCUCGCCCGAUCCCUCCUCCUCUGACUCGUUGUUCUGUGGCUCUGACCAGGCCUACUUUUCCGACCAAGGCUUUGAGCAGGCCAGCUACAACCGAGACAGCACCGAGCCCAGGGCUUCAACCUCCAGCACCAGCACCGGGGCCAAAUGGGCUCCCCCGCGGCCACCGACCCCGGCAGCGCGGGGGUUUCGCGGUGUCCAGGAGGGUCAGGGCGUGUCCCCCCGGCAUUCACUGCUCGCUGCCAGCAUAGAGGCUGACCCACCCCUCUCUUUGGCCUGGACAAAGGCGCGUCGAAGCUGGGUCCCGCACAAACACUCCUUCUCUCACUCUCACCCCCUUCUCUUGCAGACCGUGGAGUCAGAUCACGGAGCCGGCCUUCUGAGUUCGGUGGUCACGACUAGUCCGUUGCUUCUCACAGACACUCCCCACAGGCAGCAUCAACAGAGGCAAACCGGUGAGUCCAAACAAAGCACGGACGCAGAUUGACAGUGAGGCUGACCGGCUCCUUCUAGAGAACUUGAGACAGGCGUACCUGAGAGCCCGGGCGGAGGCCAAGGGGCUUGGUGCAACUCUUCAUCUGGAGAUCGAUCUUGGGUCCACAGAUAUCGGUUCGCUGGUAAAUAGCAGAAAGAUCGCCGAUCUCGCGUUACGCACCUCUCAGAGUGC